Aspergillus steynii IBT 23096 is the source of this 1101-nucleotide messenger RNA. Its product is annotated as putative pyruvate formate lyase activating enzyme. The transcript has 2 exons. Gene Ontology annotation, molecular function: iron-sulfur cluster binding; catalytic activity. The record is from RefSeq and is a predicted model, not a curated record. Lineage: Eukaryota; Fungi; Ascomycota; Eurotiomycetes; Eurotiales; Aspergillaceae. Bases 1 to 1101 code for a protein of 366 amino acids.
AUGAUCGGCAUAACCCGCUCCCUCCGUCUUCCAUCAUCCCAGCGUGCUCGUCUACGCCCCUCGAUAUCUCCUCUCAUCCCUAAACGGUUCCUGGGAAUCCCCCCGGCCUUUCUGCUGGACGAUUACAUUCCACGAUACCAACUGCUUUCCUCCGUGGAUGCAGCCAAGAAGCGCUCUCAUGCCUACGCGCACCUCCGCAACUGCAACCUGUGUCCGCGGCGCUGUGGCGUGAACCGAUACGAAGAGACGGGCGUGUGUUUGAUCGGCGCCGAAACGGCCAAGGUCAAUGUGAUCGCACCGCACCGCGGCGAGGAGCCAUGCAUCCAAGGGUUUCACGGCAGCGGGUCGGUCUUCUUCUCCGGGUGCAAUCUGCGCUGCGUAUUUUGCCAGAAUCACGAUAUCGCGCACCAGCGGAAAGGUUUCGACUUGACCCCCGAAGAGCUGGCAGAUUGGUACAUGAAGCUUCAGAUGGUGGGGAACGUACAUAACAUCAACCUCGUCACGCCAGAGCAUGUGGUGCCGCAAGUUGUGCUCUCGAUCCUGGCGGCUCGCGACAUGGGCCUCAAGGUCCCCAUCGUUUACAACACGUCCUCGUUUGACUCCCUCGAGUCGCUGGAACUCCUAGAUGGCUUGGUCGAUAUCUACCUGCCGGAUUUUAAAGUUUGGAAGAGCACUACAUCAAAACGAUUGCUGAAAGCGGAUGACUAUACCGAAACCGCCAUGGAGAGCAUCCGGGCCAUGUACAAGCAAGUCGGCGACCUCUGCUUUACAUCCGAUGGGAUUGCCAAGAAGGGGGUCUUGCUGCGGCAUCUGGUCAUGCCGGGUAAGGAGGAUGAGGGCCGAGAGAUCAUGCGCUGGUUGGCGGGGAAUGUUUCCAAGGAUAUAUAUGUGCAUAUCAUGGAGCAAUACCACCCCGAUGCGCAUGUCGGCAAGAAGAAGAGACGGACGAGUGAGAGCUCCGGCGCAGAUGAGGUGCGGUAUGCGGAGAUCAAUCGUGCCGUUCGUGAUGAUGAGCUUGGAUCAGUUAGAGAUGCGGCCGUGGCAUCGGGAUUGUGGAGAUUCUGCGAGGCGAACGAGGAGCAGAGUAUGUUCCAUCUGUAA